Sycon ciliatum is the source of this 900-nucleotide messenger RNA. Its product is annotated as latent-transforming growth factor beta-binding protein 2-like. Bases 169 to 900 code for a protein of 243 amino acids. Gene Ontology annotation, molecular function: calcium ion binding. The transcript is spliced from 4 exons. The record is from RefSeq and is a predicted model, not a curated record. NCBI's taxonomy places the organism in Eukaryota, Metazoa, Porifera, Calcarea, Leucosolenida, Sycettidae.
UCAUCAUUAAUAGCAGAGGCUGUCAGAGACUCGUUGGGAAUCAAUGACCGAAAGGAAUUGUACAGCGAAGAAAAUAGAACGAACGCAAACUCCAGGAGAUCCGACUACGCUCAACCAAGACCUUCUGCAGAGCUGGAUCAGGCGUUGCACACUCUGGGAGGCCUGGACAUGUUGUUCAUCACACACGUUAUUCCCACACUACUGCUUUUGAGCGCCUGGAAUGUCACUAGAGGUUUUACGGAAACUUCAACUUGCAUUCCAACAGGUCGUCCAUCAUUUCCAGUGCCCACCGGUGAUGGCAAAUUACAAUACUCGUCAGUAACUGGUGCCUCAAAUAGGCCAAGAACUGCAUUAGUUCCUCCAGGGCCGUACGAGGUGAUAUUCGAUUAUCCACCACAAUGUUACAUGGUAGCCAAGGAGAUUACAAUCGAGUCAGAAGGCAGCUGUAUUUUCCUGAUAGACACGAGGGAACGGAUUGGCUCAAAAUCACCUUGGACACGAUGGAAUCCUACCCAUUCUACAAAAAGCAAGCAAUCGUCUAGGUCUGGUGGAAUGGUAGUAGAUCGAGUUAAGUUUAUAAUCUCUGUCCAAAUCCUCAAACACCAGUUAAAUCUUCGCUUUACUAUUGCACCUCUAUAUUGUAAAGUGGCAAUCAAUGGUAGUGAGCCCUACAUUACUGUGAUAUCAGAAGAUAUGGAUGAAUGCAAGAACAUAACAACCUGCAGUCCUAGUCCCAGAGGUACCUGCACUAACACAUUCGGCAGUUACCAAUGCUCUUGUAAUGCAGGAUACACUAAUGGAUCAACGUGUCAAGGCAAGUUACCUGAUUUCACGAUCAGCACUAUUUUCUUUAAUCACUUUGGAGUACGGACUCGGAUGGGGAGCCAGGGAUACAUUUAG